AUGCCGGCGGCAAUCCCCCCACUACCCCUGGCAGCAGUAGCAACAACAGCAGCAGCAGCAGCUGCUGCUGCUGCACCCUCAACGGCCGCCGCAGCGUCUCCAUCCACGCGCCUGCCCCAAAAGCAACAGAAGCAGCAGCAGCAGCAGCAGCAGCAGCUGACCAUCUUUUCGUUUUUGAAUGAGAGCAACGUGGCCGGAAGGCACGUGCUGCGCGCUGCUCCAGACACAAAAGGAAAAGCCGCAAAGAGCAGCAACAAAACGAAAGUUGCUGCUGCUGAAAAGCCGUUGAUUCGCGCCGUGGAGAGUUGCUGCUACAAAUAUGAGCUGCUGCGGUUGCUGCUGCUGCUGCUGCGUGCCGAGCUGUAUUUGCCUCGGAAACUCGCGUGCUCUCUGCUGCAGCUGCCGCUGCAACUGCGGCGCUGCGGCGCUGUUGGCUGCCCAGCGGCUGCUGCUGCAGCAGUUGUGCCUGCUGCUGCAGCAAGGCAGCAGCAAGAGCCUUCGCUGCUACUGCGCGGGAGGUUUGCUUCGUGCUGCAGCGCUUCACACACUGGGGCAGCAGCAGCGACGGCAGCAGCAGCAAUAGAGCAAACUGCGCGCUUUGUCUCAAAAUUGGGCAGAAUUUGA
This is a messenger RNA of Eimeria tenella, 624 nucleotides long. RefSeq lists its product as uncharacterized. The transcript is spliced from 2 exons. Bases 1 to 624 code for a protein of 207 amino acids. NCBI's taxonomy places the organism in Eukaryota, Apicomplexa, Conoidasida, Eucoccidiorida, Eimeriidae. The record is from RefSeq and is a predicted model, not a curated record.